This is a messenger RNA of Thamnophis sirtalis, 486 nucleotides long. The record is from RefSeq and is a predicted model, not a curated record. Lineage: Eukaryota; Metazoa; Chordata; Lepidosauria; Squamata; Natricidae.
AUGACUGGGCAAAAAGAUUUCUCGCCGCCAUUUGCACGCUGUAGCCUUUUUGGAGACGAACACAUCAAAACCUUUGACGAACUGAUCUAUGAUUUUGCUGGAGAUUGUAGCUACCUGCUUGCUGGAGACUGUGAAAAGAGAUCUUUCCUCUUACUGGGUGACUAUCACAAUGGAAAAAGAACCAGCCUUUCUCUGUACCUUGGAGAAUAUUUGGAUAUUCAUGUGUUCUUAAAUGGCACUGUGACUCAAGGUGAAAAAAGGUCAGUGUUUUUCAACCUUGAGCCACCCAGAGUUUUUGGUUAUGAGAUGGGAGGGAUAUUGGAAGAGAACAGCUACAAUUUUGCGAACUCCUGGGCCAUGAGUAACCAACAGAAGAAGUGCCAGCGAGUGAUGCCUCCAAGCUACACAUGCAACAUUUCCUCAGAGGCUGCAGAAAAGUCUUCAGAACUUCAACUUUUGACCUGGAAAAUCUGGGGCUUAAAAUGA